Molecule: messenger RNA, 1324 nt
Organism: Penaeus indicus
Lineage: Eukaryota; Metazoa; Arthropoda; Malacostraca; Decapoda; Penaeidae
Product: transmembrane protein 117-like
Exons: 5
Coding region: 58-1020 (320 amino acids)
Biological process (GO): intrinsic apoptotic signaling pathway in response to endoplasmic reticulum stress
Source: RefSeq, a predicted model, not a curated record
UGUGUGUGUGUCUGUAUGCGUUCGCUGCACUGACCCUCCUCUCUUUCCUCCGUCAGCAUGAUGAAGGCCGCUGCGACCUGCACAUGGCUGGGCGACCUCGUGACGGCUCUCAUGGUCACGGAUAUGAUGCUCCAGGAUAACCUGUAUCCUCACUGGGCCACGGGAUUCCGCAGGCUGUACAGGCUGUCUAAUGUUCCGCGAAUCCUCAUUUUCUGGUGCGGUUCGAUCGUCGUGGCGACCGUCGUCAUCUUCCUGAUCGUCUCAGAUUACAUCUCCUGGGACAAACUCAAUCAAGGAUUCGUUGAGACCACAGAGCUGUCAAGAGCGUUCCUUGCGUCCUUCAUCUUGGUGAUGGACCUCCUGAUCGUGAUGCAGGAUUGGGAUUUCCCGCACUUCACCUCGACGAUCGACGUGAACCUGCCCGGCUUCUCCACGCACACUCUGCACUGGCAGUACGCGAAGAUCUCCGUGACCGGCAAGUGGUUCAACUACGGUAUCAUCUUCCUCGUCAUGAUCCUCGACCUGAACAUGUGGAAGAACCAGAUUUUCUACGAGCCUGGACCUUAUGGCCAGUAUAUCGACCCGAUGAGCAGGAAGGUGUACACCGUGGAGGACAGUCGGUUCAUCAGCGACAACAACGAGACGGCGUGGACGUGGGAGGCGCGCGCCGAGAUGAACACCACCACGGGGAAGUCUUACCGGGAACAGGACAUGUGCAUGUACUCACGUUACAUGGGCUACACACUCUCGGUCAAGUGCACUGCGUUCAUCCCGAAUAUCCUUGGCUUGGUCAUGUUGUUCACGCUCGUGUCGCUCUACGGCCGGUUUCCGCCGAACCAGGACGGAACCUACGGAGGGCGACUGAAGAAAAAGAGACGGUCGUCUUGGAGGCGGGAGAGGAAGUCGACCUUAGAGCAACACUAUUAUCGUGACCUUUCAACGGGGAGUCUCAACGAGAAGAGGGCAAUCAAGAUCCUGAAAGGAACCAAGAUGAAGAUCAGCAAGACGACAAAUCUAUAGGCGCGGUUUCUGCCUGCCCGCUUUUGUCGUCUCUGAAAGUCACACUCGACCAACAGCGUAGUGGCCCGGGUUCUCAGAUACACUCCGCUUCGAAUGAAGAACACUUUGUGUCUAGGCUCUCUGUAUUAUUUUCUCUUUGUCUCUCACUUUUCCUCCGAUUUCUGCUCCUCAUACCUCAACCUAUGAGUGUGUGCAGCACUGAUUUACAUUCCGCUGUUGCACACAAAUGUCCCUCUUGGUCUACAGUUUCAUGUAGCCUUGUCCUUUGAGGGAGAAUAGGAAUCCUUCUUGUCUGACGCAUCAU